Molecule: messenger RNA, 2769 nt
Organism: Nasonia vitripennis (jewel wasp)
Lineage: Eukaryota; Metazoa; Arthropoda; Insecta; Hymenoptera; Pteromalidae
Product: UBX domain-containing protein 4
Exons: 7
Coding region: 580-2085 (501 amino acids)
Molecular function (GO): protein binding
Source: RefSeq, a predicted model, not a curated record
AGAACAAAUUUCAUUUCACUGCAUUUCUCGCUAGCAUUUGAUAAUGAAGUUUAAUUAACUGUUUACGUUCGCAUUGACACAUUGCUUGCAGAGUUUCUUAGCCUUCGAAAGAUUUUAUCAAAUCUUAUUGCUGGCGUUGACAUUAGCAACAUUUCUUUAGUUUCCUUCCAAAAUAUAUUUCAUUAUUAAAUUACACAUACACAUACAUACGUCUUGAAUCAAUGAUUUGUAAGAAGUUGUGAAGUAUUUUCACUUGGAACACAUGUUACAACCGAAACUUAUACUUAUAUAUCAUUCUUUGCGCGAUUCCCGCAAUUGUAAACCGCGUCAGCGAAAUUUUUUCUCAACGGCGAACGAACGUAGCGCUCGAAUCGCCAACAUGGCCAGACUGAUGCACAGCUGUUCUCUUCGAUUUCUCGGAACUUUGAAUUGAGAGCCACAUCAUAAAUCGCGCAGCAAGUCGAAACGCCGAGCUGAUACAUUAAAUUCCCAGUAGCCGAAGGACUAAAUCACAAUUACGUCAUUUAAAUAAGAAAACUCUGGAAAAAAAUCGCAAAACCUGCAAAAUCAUCAAGCAAAAUGAAGUGGUUCCAGGGUGGCAUCGCCGAAGCAAUAGCUGCAUCGAAAGCUAAGAAAGCCGUUUUUGUUGUUUUCGUUGAAGGCAAAGAUGAUGUUUCCCAGGAGGUAGCUCGGAGUCUGAAUUCUUCAGAGGUAUCAUCGAAACUAGAAUCAGAAAAAUUUGUUGCUAUAAGACUAGAGAGUGAAUCAGAAAAUUACAGAUUCUUUGCUCAAAUAUAUCAAUUGGUUCCUGUUCCAUCCAUAUUCUUCAUUGGUGAAAGUGGCACACCUUUGGAAAUUAUCGGCAAUGCUCUAUCACCCUCGGACUUGGUAGCAAAGAUUGAUUCCAUUUUGUUGAAAGCAAACCCGCAGUCAACUACUUCAUCAGCAAAUUUAAUUGACGCUGAACAAAAAGCACGUUCCCCUAGUAACAGUCAAGAAACUAAUAAAUCACAAGGUUCAGAGCCUGCGACAUCGAAUCCUACUCAAACUGCAGAAGACUCAAGCAGCAAUGAUGCAACGGCUAAUACAGAACUUACUGCAGAGGAAAGAGCUGCAGCAGAAAUCACACAUGAGGAAAAAUUAAGAAGAGCUAGAGAACUUAUCGAAUUGCAAAAUAAGAAAAGACAAGAAGAAGAGGAACGAAAAGAAAGAGAGAGAGAAAUUGAAAGACGAAAAAUGGGAAGGGACGUUCAAAAAUUGAGACAGCAGCAACAGGAUCGUGAAAUCAGAGAAGCACAGCAAGAAAGAGCAAGGGAGAAAGCUGCUGAAGCUGCUGCUAGAGAGAAGAUAUUGAAACAAAUUGCUGAAGACAAAUUAGAGCGCAAGAGGAAGCAUGAAAUGCAUCUGCAGGAGAAAAAUACUCAGCAAAAGAAAACUGAUGAGGAAGCACAAGCUCGAGCAAAAGCUGCUGCUGCUGCCACUGAUAUGUCAAAAGCUCGAAUCCAGUUUAAAUUGCCAACAGGAAGUCCUAUCACUGGAACAUUUGAUUCAUCAAGUACACUUGGUAGCCUAAGAGCAUACGUCGUUCAAAAUGCUCAAUUGCCAUUCCAACGAUUUUCAAUGUCAGCAUGUUUCCCAAGAAAAGAUUUUACCACUGCUGAUGACAGUAAAACUCUCCUAGAAUUGGAUUUAGUUCCUUCGUCAGUUAUCUUAAUUUUACCAGUCAAAUCCAGUAAUCCCGCAUCUGUAAUCAAAUCUGCUGACGGUGGCGGGAUCUUUUCUCAUUUCAUUUGGACACUUCUAGCACCCGUCGUUAGCAUAUACAAUUAUGUAGUUGGAUACUUUAGCGGCAGGCCGCGCGGAGGUGAUAACAAUAGUGGAAAUGAAGAUCUAAAUCCUGGAAGCUCACUCGGCGGUAAUGCAAGCGCAGCUUUUGGACGACUUGGAAAUAUCGGAGCGAGGAGACUCGGUGGUCAAGGAGCCUCGAAAAUCAGGGCUCGCGGGAACGUCCAUACGCUUCACUCAGGCGAUAACGACAACGACGAAAAUAACACAUGGAACGGUAAUUCAACGCAACAGAUGUAAUAUUUAGUUUUUGACAAAAGAGAAAAAUAAUAGUACAAUCUGUGAAUUUUCUACAAGGAAUAUAAACCAACAAAUUUAUCAUUUCGUCUUAAUUGCAGAACGUUUAUUAUUAUUAUUAUUCUGUAAAUAAUAUUUUAAAUUUAAUUUCGAAUGCUUUCCAGCCGUGAAUGAUUAUCGAGAAUAAUAGUAUGGGAUUUAAGAUUAUCGAACCAACGUUGGGAAUUCUAUAUAACGUCUUUUAUUUUAUUUUAUUUUUGUGAAAUUUUCUGUGUAUAAGCAGGAUUGAAUGGAAUUUUAUUGGUAUUCUGGUGAUGAUGAUUAGUGUCACGAUCUUACUUUUUAAGUUUGAAUUGCUGUAUGUAUUGUAUUUAUUGCAACGAGUUUGAAAGGGUUGAGAAGUGUUGAGGAAAUUGAUAUCAUACACUUAUACAUUAGAGCACAUUAAGCGAGUUGAGCCAAAUCGUGUCUAUCUAGCAGUAGACGCAGAAAAUUUUAACUCAAUAUCUGUAUAAUCACGUUGGCGAAUAAGCUAUAAAUGAAUUUCUUUUCCCACGCUUUUUUAAUGCUGUUCAGCAUCAAGAUACAUAGGCACAGACAAAUAGACGAUUUUCAAUCAAAUGCAUUUUGUGAAUAAGAUGUAAAUUUAUUCUUUAUUGGUGCAAAAUAAAUGAUAUUUAUCAAGGA